AUGUCAAAGGAGGCCGCAGAACAAGUGUCGCAUUGGGUACAUGAUGCUGAAUCUCUCGUGACAGUUCAGCGCAUUGUUCAGACGUUUGACCUGUCGUGUUAUGCAAUCGUCCGGGUUUCUGGUUUCAACGAAUCACCAAGCAGCGAGGCCAGCACGAUCGAGCUGAAAUCGUCAAAUGAUGACAUCAACGACGUAUCAAGAGCGGAAGUGGCCCAGGUGAUUGUAGGCAGCCUUCUGGAUCCCAACGCUCUGAAUAAGAGUUUCUAUGUAUCCAAAAGAGUCAAGGGGAGCAGUAAGAACAUUGACGAGACCAUGUCCGCCAAGUUCUUGUCUCUUGCUACAGACACGGCAAAGCGAUAG
Messenger RNA from Seminavis robusta, 360 nucleotides. Lineage: Eukaryota; Bacillariophyta; Bacillariophyceae; Naviculales; Naviculaceae. The record is from the annotation of a GenBank genome assembly.